This is a messenger RNA of Liolophura sinensis, 3576 nucleotides long. RefSeq names its product exportin-6-like. Gene Ontology annotation, molecular function: nuclear export signal receptor activity; small GTPase binding. The record is from RefSeq and is a predicted model, not a curated record. The transcript has 24 exons. Bases 103 to 3525 code for a protein of 1140 amino acids. NCBI's taxonomy places the organism in Eukaryota, Metazoa, Mollusca, Polyplacophora, Chitonida, Chitonidae. Gene Ontology annotation, biological process: protein export from nucleus.
UGAUGGAGUAGCACAUGCUUUCCUGCGCUGUCGCUACCGAUGCGUUCUUUUGAAGUACCGCACAUUAUUUGAUGCAAAAGCAUAGAUCUGUUAUUUAAUGUCAUGGCAUCUGAUGAAGGAUCACUGAGAUCUCUUGAGGCUCUUAUGUCCGAAUUCUUUGAUGGAAGAACUACAAACCAAAGAAAGAGAGAAAUUGAGGAUGUCUUGAACAACUUCAGUCAAACUCAGGAUGCCUGGAAACAUUCCUUGUACUACCUGGCUCACACUGAAAACCAGUAUGUUCUCAUGUACUGUAUGACCGUGGUUGAGAAUCUGAUCAACAAGCGCUGGGUUGGAUUUGAUGGACAAGAUAAGCUGGAGAUUAGAACUACACUGAACCAGUUUUUGUUAUCUCAACACAAGAGGGUGCCAUCCUACAUCCGUAACAAACUGGUCAAGUUGGUAGUGGACAUUGGCAGAAUUGACUGGCCUCAUUUCUACCCAAGUUUUUUCAUGAAUAUUCUUCAGCUUGUCCAGCAGCCUGAUAGUGUAGAGCUGGGGGUGGUGUUGUUACAAACCACCUCUGAGGAGCUUGCCGCACCCAGGGAGGACCUCAGUGUCGACAGGAAAGAGGAACUGAGGAGGCUCUUGCUGGCUCAGAUACCCACAGUCCUCGAUAUACUCAACAGUAUAUUGGAAUCUGUGUUGGAGAAGCACCGUCACCUGGUAGCAGCUACCCCACCCCCAUCCCCCACCCAUGGCUCAGAUAGGUCCACACCCAGGCAGAACUCCAUGCCUCUGUUUGCUAACUCAUCACUGGCAUCAGGUGACUUGCUCAGCAACAUGUUCACCUCCCCAGGGCGUGGUAUACAGUACGAGGCUCUCCCGCCCCUGGACACAGAGUCCCACAAGCUGUGUGUGCUCACCCUUAAUUGCCUGUCCCAUUACUUCAGCUGGAUCCCUCUGUCUACCACCAUCACCCCAGCCUUACUCAGCACCAUAUUCCAUUUUGCCGCAUUUGGCUGUGAGGUCUCACAUGCUAGCCGCCAGUCCAGCCCUAACAGUAGCUUCAGUAUGGAGACUCAGGGGUUAGGGGUACUGGCUAUGAACUGUGUAAAUGAGCUAUUGGCGAAGAACUGUGUUCCCCAGGAGUUUGAGGAUUUCUUGUUACAGAUGUUCCAGCAGACGUUCUGCCUGUUACAGAGACUGACCAAGGAAAGUAAUACGAACGCCAGCGGUAACCGGCUGGCAGAACUGGAUGAAACAUACAUUGAGAAGUUCACAGAGUUCUUACGACUGUUUGUCAGUGUUCAUCUGAAGAGAUGUGAAAGUAAUGAUCACUUCCCUGUGUUGGAACUGUUAGCUUUGAUGUUUAAGUACACUCUGAAACAGCCAACACUGGAUGGAUUUUAUAACUGCCUGGACAUAUGGAGCACAUUUCUGGAUUAUUUACAUACUAAGAUGAAUGGCAGGAGUAUGGACAGUGAACAGGUGUUGUCCAAAUACAAGGAAGCCCUGCACACACUAGUGAGCCAUAUCCUACAGAAGAUGCAGUUCAGAUAUAAUCAGACAUUUCUGGAGGAGUUGGAUGAUGAUACUCUGGAUGAUGAUGGUCAGACAGAGUGGCAGCAGUACUUGAGACAUUGUCUAGAGGUGGUUGCUAAGGCAGCUGAAUUAAAUAUCUCGGAUAUAUUUGGUAUUUUGUACACCCCGUUCCAGGAGUACUUAGAGAUCUACAUGGGGCUAGAGCAGUUUGUAGCCAGCACUCCACAAGGGAGACAACUCAGUAUCACUGGUGAAAAUGAGUGUCGGAGGCUACACUGCACAUUACGAGACCUCUCGUCGUUACUACAGGCCCUGGGCCGACUAUCUGAUCACUUUGUUGGGGGAUCCUUUGUGGAACGGUUUAGUGACGCACAAAUAUUGUUAAACAGGCUUGUCCAUACUGUAGUCUAUUGUUCCAAGGUGAAAUUAUAUGAGGUUACAUCCGUGGCUCAGUCUGUCCUAGGAGCUGAUUUCAUAGAAGUCCAUGCCCAGGCACUGGCAGCCAUCAAAGCGUACGCCACCUGGCUGUCCCAGUAUUACCUGCAGUCUCACAGAGAGAAGGAGCAGCUGGAGAAGUGCGAGGUUAUCAUCACCACUCUGGUGGAGGCCACAACACCGCUAAUUUCUAAACAGGUGCCUGAGAAGAUUGUCCACUCAGCCUGUCACCUGCUGGUCUCCUUGAUGACCACAGUCCGGCCGUCCCACCUUCUCCAGCUACCCUCUAUACAGGGCCUCUACAACCUGGCCAGUCAGGGGCAGUUCUCACAACUCUCCACUGAGGCCCAGUUGUUACUCUACCGGUCAUUGUCCCACUAUCUAUUGCUCCCCUGGCCCUCAUUGACUGAGGGUGAGCAGAACUGGACACAUAGAGCUGACCAUCACCAUCAGUUUAUACAUCAGCUGACCACUCAGUACAAACAGCUGACAGACACUCCCACACUGUCACAGGACACUCAGCUGCAGGGUCAAGCCAAGCCAUUAAUCAAGAAGAGCCUACAAGUGAUGAAGGACUUGGUGGAAUCUAUAGCAGGGGAGACUGUUAAGAGCAAACAGAUAUGUUUCCAGUCCAUGCAGGAUUUGGUCUCGGGAACUCUUGUGCUCUUCCCGAUCUAUAUUCAUCAACCAGACGUUACUGAUGACAUUCUGGGCUUUUUCUUGGCACUGUUCCAAGGCCUGCGGGUACAGAUGGGGAUACCGUUCACAGAGAAGACAAUACAGACCUUCCUAAGCCUCUUCUCCAGCGAUCAGUUGACAGAGACCAUUCUACAUGAGAGUAGUGCUGGAACUCAGGUCGUGGAAAAGUUUUUGAAAAUCCUGGAGGUAAUUGUCCUUGAGCCUGGCCAUGCCUUCAAAGCCUUCCUUCCCAGUAUAAUCAGUAUCUGUAUGGAACAGAUCUACCCCAUCAUUGCUGAGCGGCCCUCACCAGAUAUCAAGGCAACAUUGUACAUGCUCCUCUACCAAAUCCUGACCAACAACUGGCGCUAUUUCUUCAAAGGGACUGUACUCUCCCUGCUCCAAACCAAAGUCGAAAAAGUGGAACAUCAGCCUCAGUUUGAGGCCAUCAUGCAGUCUUUUGGGCAGUCCUUUCUACAACCAGAUAUUGCUAUAUUCAAGCAAAAUUUGGAAAGCUUGGAAAAUCUUAAUGAGAAGUGGAAACUGUAUCAAAAGAAAUUAUUCCGUGAACAGAUGCUGUCGCAGUUCCUUAGUGUAUUAAUCCAAGUUCUCAUCCAUAAGUCACAUGACCUGUUGCAAGAGGAAAUAACCAUGACAGUCUACAAUAUGGCUGCUGUAGAUUUCACUGGUUUCUACGACAGCUUUUUAACACAGUUUUUGUCAAUCUGUGAUAAUCUGGAUUCAAAUCAGAGAACCGUUUUGUCCCAAAACUUCAAAAUUGUACAGGAUCUUCCUUCCUUUUCUCAAAAUCUAACCCGGUUUGUCAAUGAUCUGCGGUAUUACCGUCUGUUGAACACAAGUUUACCUGCUGGAUCUGUGACAUUUUAGCUGAAUUCUUAUGUCGUCAUAGAAACAAAUGCAUGGUGAAUAAAUCUAUGA